This is a messenger RNA of Adineta ricciae, 1341 nucleotides long. NCBI's taxonomy places the organism in Eukaryota, Metazoa, Rotifera, Eurotatoria, Adinetida, Adinetidae. The record is from the annotation of a GenBank genome assembly.
AUGGCUGAUCAACGCUGUAUUGGAAUCAUUGGUUGCGGAAAUAUGGGCUUUGCUCUAGCUCGUCGUUUAAUUCGUUCAGGUUUCACUGUGCUAAUGGGCAGUCGAGAUGCCAAGACUCGACCACAUAUUAAUGUCGAAAUAACAUCAAUUAUCGAAUGUAUCGAACGUUGUUCGAUAAUCUUCAUUGCUAUUCAUCCUGAACAUUAUACAACAACACUUAUAUCACCUCUAGACCAGAAUCCAACAUUAUUCGACGGGAAAAUCUUAAUCGAUGUAUCUAAUCAUUUGAAUAAUCAAUUACAAGAAGACGAAUUAUCCAAUGCUGAAUGUCUUCAGGCAGGUAUUCCAAAGGCAUAUGUAGUUAAAGCAUUCAAUACGAUCUCCUCGUUUGUUAUGGAAAGUACAACAGCAGGUGAAUCGCGCUGUGUUUUCGUUGCCAGUGAUCAUUCGUUAGCAAGAGAAAAAGUGAUUAAUCUCGCACGCGAAAUGAACUUUGAAUCAUUCAAUAAUGGAUCACUCCGGACAUCUCGUCAUUUAGAAACCUACACACGAUCGCUCUUUCCUCAAUGGAAAUUGCCAAUCGUAAUUGUAUUAUGUGUGCUAUUUGUCUGGUCAUGUAUUACCAUCUAUAUGAGAUUUAUUAAGAAGAAAACUUCAUGGAAUCAAAUAUUCUUAUAUGUAAUCAAUGGAGUCUUAUGUUCAAGUGCGAUCACUUUACUAGCGCUUGUUUAUAUGCCAUCGAAUUUAGCUUGUAUAUUUCAACUAGCGUAUGGAACGAAAGACCGACGAUUUCCCAUUUGGUUAGACAGAUGGUUGCUUUGUCGAAAGCAACUCGGCUUAUUAACAUAUUUUAUUGGAUUAUGUCAUGUACUGAUGACCUUAGUACUUAUUUCACCGGCUUAUUAUUCUUCAUGGUUUCAUCCGACGUCUGUGCUUGUCUCGCCUGUACGAAACGAAACCAAAUUUAUUGUUCAACCCGGCCUUAUGACAUCUAAAGGAGAAUUGGCAUCGUUAAUGGGAAUUUUAACCAUACUUUCAAUGUCAUUGUUAGCAUUAGCAAGUAUACCAGCGAUCGGAAAUCUACUUAAUUGGAAAGAAUGGCGGUUUGUACAAUCAAAACUAGGUACUCUAACGUUAUUAUUUGCAAUUGGACAUGUUUUUGCAAUGGCAGUACCACGUUGGGUUACACUGAAAUCUUGGAGAAUAGUACUGACAAUCGGUUUUAUUUGUGUAGCUCUUCCUGUGCUUACAAUUCUAUUGAAAUUUAUAUUUUGGUUGCCUUGUUUUGAUCGACCUAUACGUCGAAUUCGUCGUGGAGAAAUCCGAAAACAAACAGUUUGA